CUUUGCCACUUAACAGCCGAGUUCUUUGGAGGUACAAAUGUGAUAAAAGAGAAACACAGCCUGGACCUGAAUCAAGUCCGGACACCUCCCCUACUUGCAGGCACAGGGAGUAGUGAUGCUUUUCUGGGGAAUAAGCGGGAUUCCUGUCCCAGCGCCUCGCCUGUGAUGAUGAUGGACUUACCUAUCCAGCACUUGCCUGUGGAGGUCAGCUGAAGACGAAGCCACGCAGCUAAGUCUGGAUUAGCCGGCCGAACGAGUUUCAAUGCUCCUCCGUGUUCUAAGAUGAAGUUAUGGAAAGGUGCUACUUUUGCCUUCAUGCUCUGUGGCGCAGCCCUGUCCAUCCUCCUCGUUAGAAACAUGGCCGCCGUCGGACAGUUCAGACCCAAGACAAAGUAUCCACACACAUCUUCAUCCUCCUCGAGAGCGUCUUCAUCGUCGGGAUCGACGCCCAGAACCUCGCUGCCACCGGCGGUGCUGUCCCGGCAGAUGGGCGGAUCCCAUCGGAGAACCCGCUCGGCGGACAACGUGAACUCUCUCCUCACUGAUUUUACCAUGAUGUUCCAGAGCUUCACCGAGGGCGAGCUCCAGCAUGUGGUCGGCAGCUUGCUCGACCGGAGGAGGAGGAAGAGCCGGCGUCAGGGCGACAGCCAGGCCCGGAGGACUAAGAGAGCGCGGCGGCCGAAGCCCUGCUCCGUGAGGGAGCUGGAGAUGACCGUGAGCGAACUGGGUCUCGGCUACGACAGCGACGAGACGGUGCUGCUGCGCUACUGCAGCGGGAAGUGCUUGGCCCACCGGCACAACUACGACAUUACCAUGGAGCACAUGAUGCGGACGGGCUUCAGGAAGAAGGGCCGCAAGGACAAGGUCGGCAACGGGCCCUGCUGCCGGCCCACGGCGUUCGAAAACGACUUUUCCUUCCUGGACAACAACAGCCGCUACCACACGAUACACAACGUGUCGGCGAAGAACUGCGGCUGCGUAUGACCCCAGAGAAACGGACGUGUUGUUUCUUCAUGCUGCUCUCGGCCUCGGGUGGAAGUGUUAAACAGGGAUGCUGUUAAAAGACAAACGCAGAAAUCUUUGGAAUAUAAACUCAAGGAGAGGAGGAAGAGAAGGGAAUAUGUAUUUGGCUGCUGCACGGCGGCCAUGACAGACAGACAGACUUUGAAUGCGUCUGUCACCACAGCUCGGGACGUUUGUGUGGAUUCCAAUGUAACAAAAAAACAAGACAGAACAUGACAACGUUUUUUUAUCAUCUUUUCUAUCUGUGUAGUAACACUGUGAACUGUGAACAACAACAUAGCAACAUUAUUUGUGAUAUCGCAUCUGAUCGGUGGAACAUGUUACUGCAUUUCAGUGAAUCGUCUUUCAGGCAAAAGAAAGGGCUCAAAUGUCAACACACAAACAAAACAAACAAACAAACAAAGAUACGUUGAAAGCACCAAAGUUUUCUUUAAGUUCUGUGCGGGACAGUUUGCACCGUUGACCUAAUUAUAGCUUCUCGUGAUAAGCUAUAUUGACACAGGGCACGACUGUGUUUGUUGCAUCCCUGUUACUGAUUGCAGUGUUAUUACACAGGUAUAAGAGGAAGUGUUAUUGAUGAUGAAAGAAAAUACUUUUUUCUAUAGCUCAAGGUUUGAUACCCACUUUUAAUAAAUGUUUUGUAUAUGGAUGAUUUGUAGAUUAACAGGGAGGACCUGCGUCACAACACACGUGAACAAUAUGAACAUUGCUACCAUUUGCUCUUCAUAGUAAAUCACAAGUCCUUUUUUUAUUUUUUAUUUUUAAAUAAGCCAGUAUUACAAUUACCCAUAAUCCCCUAGAAUUGCCAAAACACACCAAGUCAAUUCAACGAGAUUAAUUCAUUCACAAUCUUAAAUCACAGACUGUUUAUAAAGAUGGACGACAAGAAAACUGCCCACAAGGGACACCAAGCGUUCUUGAUCGCCCUCUGGUGGCUGGCUGCGGUACAGCACAUCAACCCUGCUUCCUCCGUGUUGAGUGUGGGAAGUUUACAAAAUAAACCUAAUGCAACCGAUUGAAUCAGAGACUCCCGAUCUCGAAUCAUAAAUAUCAAACUUGUAGCAAUAACAUGGAAACUCCCGAACAAGUUUGAUAUUUCCGAUAAUCGGCUCCGACAGAAACACACUAAUAGUCAAUGAGAGCCAGUUCUGGGAAGAGUCACCAACCAGAUGCUGCGGCUAAAAACAACAAUAAUUAUGGGCACAAUUAAACUUUUAAAAGUUAAAUUUUAAAAGUAAACGAUGGUUUCUGUUGUGUCGGUGCCUUGUGUCACACUGAUAUUCGUUGUCCAGUAAAUUUGGUUUCAAUUGGUUAUGAGAGGUUAUAAAAACAAGACGUCGACUAGCAAUUGGUCAAGAAUCGACAUUUAAAAAAACAAGAUGGCGUCACCACUGUAACUUCAUCUUUGCCCAAACGGGAGGAGGCGGAGAUCUGUCGUCCAUCUUUAUAAAGAGUCAAUGACUAAUUUAUCUAGCGUGAACAUCUCGUGUGUUAACACCUCUGUAAUCGUCUCUGGUUGUAACUUGUGAAUGUUUACACAGAGUUUCUGUAAAGUCUCACGUGUGAAAGAGUCAAACGCUCUUUUGUGUUUCUCUUGCUGACAGAAAACUAUGAAGUCGAGACGUGAUCUGUAAUGUGUUCGCGCCCCUAAUCCCCCCCCCCCCCCCCCCCAGCCUGCUGUGAUCAGGGCAGCCUUCUAUUGGCCCAUCGAAUGCCUCCUUGUUGUUUUGCCUCGUAGACUUUUAGCGGGAAACUAAGCUGUUGAAAUUAAUUAUGAAGCAUUUUUUUCACCUUCACUCUUUAUUUGGUUUGAACCUGUUGCAACUGUUUGCCUGAAGUACGAUAAAUGAUAUUGUUCUGUCUUUUUUCCUGAGGAGGUGCAGUGCAGGGCGCGGAUGCGGUGCAUCUUUAUUGUAGUUUAUAUUGUAUUUAUUUGGGAAGUAAAUUAUGGUUUUUGCAUAUUUAUUUAGAUUACCACACAGAAGAGGGACAGCUUAUUAUCAUUAAGCAACUGUGCCAAAAAAUGUUUUAUCUAACAUUCUAUAUUGACUGCUGAAUAAACGUUAUUUCAGAGGUAUGACGGUGAUCAUUUCUCCCAAACUAUUGAUCUUUGGGUGUCAGAUAUUCUGUAUUCAGCCUGUAUUUAAAUAAAUAAAUAAUUACGUAUUAAUAAAAAUGUUAUCAUGCAACCUCCUGUUAAUAAAGACCAAGUGAAUGCUGUGAGGAAAUGUGAGGAUCACAGCAGCAGGAGGAUGAACUCAUAAAUAAAACACA
Platichthys flesus (European flounder) is the source of this 3297-nucleotide messenger RNA. Its product is annotated as neurturin-like. Gene Ontology annotation, molecular function: receptor tyrosine kinase binding; growth factor activity; glial cell-derived neurotrophic factor receptor binding. NCBI's taxonomy places the organism in Eukaryota, Metazoa, Chordata, Actinopteri, Pleuronectiformes, Pleuronectidae. The coding region runs from base 283 to 984 and encodes 233 amino acids. The transcript is spliced from 3 exons. The record is from RefSeq and is a predicted model, not a curated record.